Molecule: messenger RNA, 1089 nt
Organism: Trypanosoma cruzi
Lineage: Eukaryota; Euglenozoa; Kinetoplastea; Trypanosomatida; Trypanosomatidae
Exons: 1
Coding region: 1-1089 (362 amino acids)
Source: RefSeq, a predicted model, not a curated record
AUGAGAAGACAGCGUGUAUUCACAGGCCCAUUUUUUGUCCAACAUACCUCCAAUUGUCUUUUUGCUUAUCCGUUUAUUGCUGAAUUUCUGGCCCGUCGGUUUCAGCGUUCCCCACCGGGCCGGUUGCGAUUGCCCAAGGAGCAAACGACAAAUAAUUCGUACACCUCCGGUUCGUCAGGAUCUUCUUCGUCGCUGCAGCGUAAGUAUGAUGUUGGGGUGUUUGAGAAUACGUCUGGGAUGCCCAUCGGCGAGGUGGAGGAAGGCCGCCGUGGGUUUCUUGGAUUUGGACGUCGUGCCGGUCGCACCAUGCCGGUAAAUCCUCUUUCCGUUUUACGUUCACGGGAAACGGACUCGAAAGAGGACCGAAGUACAAGUCUUUUUCUUCAGGCUGUUCGGAUGCUGAGCGGAAAGCGUCGUAGCCGUGAUGUACGUCUGACACUUCAACUUACACCUGAGCAGCAGCAAGACAUUGUUAACCGCUAUGCCAGGACGCGGUGGUACAGUUUUAUUUGGUAUCCUUUCCGCAAUGUGACAGAGCGCCAAUUUAAAUGGUGGCGUCGAUUUGCCCAUUUUACACUUCUUAUCGUUGCUUUGUUCGGUCUGGCUGUUGCGUUGGCGCUGUAUUACCGUGAGGUGGAGACUGUUCUGCGACUGAGUCCUGAGGAUCGCCGUGACUAUCAAAAGAUGGUCACUGGUAUGCGCUAUAGUGAAAUUUACCGUCUUUCCAUGGAGGUUUUUCAGAAGGAAGACCCUCUUGAGGCGCUGCCAGCGCCGGCGCGGUAUCACCUUCUUAUUGAGGCGGCGCGGAAAAAGGGUUGGCAUCGGGUUGACUGGGAGCUUGAGUCCCGUACCCGCUACCCACGCUCAUCACUCGAGGAAAUGGACUUUAUUCACCUUUUCUACUGGUCAAUAAUGUACAUUGGCUCCCUAGUCACGGGAGGCGGGGAGUUGUUUUCAGAUCGAUUUGGUGACCUCAUGGAAGUGCAGGAGACGCAUCGACGUCGUGAAAUGGAGGCAAACUUUGUGGAGCACGGACCAGAGCCGCCAGCAAUAUGCAUCGGCGAAAAAGAAGGAGGAAAGUCCGCAUAG